Messenger RNA from Polistes canadensis, 1184 nucleotides. RefSeq names its product RNA-binding protein pno1-like. Lineage: Eukaryota; Metazoa; Arthropoda; Insecta; Hymenoptera; Vespidae. The coding region runs from base 41 to 712 and encodes 223 amino acids. The transcript is spliced from 4 exons. Gene Ontology annotation, molecular function: RNA binding. The record is from RefSeq and is a predicted model, not a curated record. Gene Ontology annotation, cellular component: nucleolus.
GGAUUGUAAGAAUAUUGUGAAAAAAGGUAUAUAUUUUAAAAUGGCUAAUACUACUGAGAAAGGAAAAAAACGGCAUGCCGACGAUAAUGCUAUGGAGGUCGAAGUAGUAAAUGGCAUUGAAGGAAAGGUUAAAUCUAGAUCGCCUGCUAAAAGAGUCAAAAAAGUAUAUGGUGAAUUUCGAAAGAUACCUGUACCUGCACAUAGGUAUACUCCUCUUAAGGAAAAUUGGAUGAAGAUUUUUACUCCUAUUGUAGAACAUUUACAAUUACAAGUACGUUUUAAUUUGAGAACAAGGAAUGUAGAAAUUCGUACUGCUCCUGAAACUACCGCUAUUUCUAAUCUUCAAAAAGCUGCAGAUUUUGUUAAAGCAUUUAUAUGUGGUUUCGAAGUAGAAGAUGCUCUAGCUUUAUUACGACUAGAUGAUUUGUUUGUCGAGACUUUUGAAAUUCAGGAUGUAAAACCGUUAAAAAGUGACCAUUUAUCUAGAGCUAUAGGAAGGUUAGCAGGCAAAGGAGGCAGAACAAAAUUCACAAUUGAAAAUGUUACAAAAACAAGAAUCGUUUUAGCCGAUAGCAAGGUUCAUAUACUUGGAUCUUUCCAAAAUAUACAAUUAGCUCGUAGGGCUAUUUGUAAUUUAAUAUUAGGAAGUCCACCGUCCAAAGUGUAUGGUCAUUUAAGGAAUAUUGCUAGUAGGGUAUCAGAGCGUUUGUGAUAUGAUAUAAGAAAUUGUAUAAAAUGGUUUUCUAUUUUGCAUAUAUAUGUAAAUAUAUAAGAUUAAGUCUGUUUUCUAAUAUGGAUAUUUAUUAUUGAAAACUUAACGGUUUCGCUACGGGCUGAUUUUGCGGCGCGCUACUCACGCCGAACGAUCCGUUGCAUCGAAAGUAUGCACUAAGAAACGUUUGUGAUAGUUCGUAGAAAAGAAAAGAUGAAAAAAUUAUCACAUAAUGGAAUUACAAAAUAUAACUUUUAAUAAUGUAUUUUCGUAUGGGGGAAAGUCUCAAAGAUACGCACGAAGUGCAAAACAAUUGCGAUGGGUAAUCAUUACGAUAUCAAAUAUACUCUGUUCAAAAAACAUCACGGGUGACUAUAGUCACUGCUUGUAGCAAAAGGGUUAAUUUUAAUGCAAGUGACAGUUUUUAAAAAAUAACUCGGAAAAAUUUAAUAAAUACAAUAUUUAAUUUAAA